AUGAAGGGCCUAUUCAACUCGAAAAAAUCCCCAAAGAAACAAACUGCAGGCGAUAGCAGCGAAUCUCACUACACCCCUAAUUACCAAGAUAAACCACAACCUCAAAUCCCUCGUUCGGAGCAGACUUCACCCGUAAAGUCAUCUACCAGCUCUACUAGAUCGUCCCCCACCAAAAAGCCCUUGCGCCCCGCAUCGCCUUCCCAGCGGGAGCAGCCUAAAUCGCGAACUUCUCGCUCUUUUGCGAGACAUUCGUCCGACCAGGGUUCUUUUUCAAGGCGGAGUAAAAUCGACACUGAUACUCAUCCUCUGAACUUGCCUCCCGAGGAGCUCAAGCGCUUAUCUGCUCAGUAUAAUAUGAACAGUAGGAAAUCCGUUGAUAAGAUGGACCUCGACAAAGAUACCCCGGCCGUCCCUCCGACCUCGCUACCUCCUGUACAAACUCAAUCUUUCACUAUCCCCGUCAAUCCCUCUCCCACCAAUGGGGUAAAGAAAGAUGCGAAUGAUGAGACCGAAGGCCCGGCUCCUCCGCCUCACAGGUCAAACCCCUCUAGCCCGGUCCCCACCGAUGCGGAAGCGGCCGAGGUUCACAAGACCGACGGAAACAGGUUCUUCAAGCAGAAGGACUAUUCACGGGCCAUUGCUGAGUACACAAGUGCUAUCCAGCUUAUGCCUAAUGAACCUACCUACCUGAGCAACCGUGCUGCGGCUCUUAUGUCUGACCGCCAAUAUGAGGCUGCUCUGGAAGACUGCAUUCGUGCUGUAGACUUGGAUCCUCACAACCCUAAAUACUUACUACGUUUGGCCCGUAUUUACACCAGCUUAGGACGUCCUGAGGAGGCAAUGACUACCUUCGGACGUAUCCACCCUCCUGCUUCUGCCAAGGAUAUGGCUGCCGCUAGGGAAAUGCAGCAUCACGUUCGAGCAGCCCAGGACGCCCUUGAACGCGGUACCAGCGGUUCCAUGGUUUUGCAUGCGUUGGAUCAGGCCGAGAAGUUGCUCGGGCCCGGAGCGAGCAAGCCCAGAAAGUGGCAGCUAAUGCGAGGCAAUGCAUACCUCAAGAUGGGAGGUGCUAACUCAUUAGGAGAGGCGCAGAAUGUCGCAAUGUCGAUUCUAAGACAGAAUAGCCAGGACCCGGAAGCAUUAGUACUACGAGGACGUGCUCUUUACGCCCAAGGAGAAAACGAUAAGGCCAUUACCCAUUUUCGAAAGGCGUUAAGUUGUGAUCCCGACUUCAAGGAGGGUAUCAAAUGGCUUAGAACUGUGCAGAGACUAGACAGAAUGAAGGAGGAGGGUAAUGCGGAAUAUAAGGCCGGACGGUGGCAAGCCGCUUUCGACAAAUACUCAGCUGCUCUGGAGAUUGACCCUUCUAACCGAGGUAUCAACUCGAAGCUCUACCAAAAUCGGGCGCUCUGCCAAAUCAAGCUGAAGCAAUUUAACGAGGCGAUCGCCGAUUGCGACAAAGCCAUCCAAUUGGAUCCGUCCUACAUUAAGGCCCGGAAAACGAAAGCCAACGCAUUAGGCCAGGCAGAGCGAUGGGAGGAUGCUGUUCGUGAGUGGAAAUCUAUCCAGGAGCUGGAUCCUGAAGAUCGGACCAUCCACAAGGAAAUCCGCAGGGCAGAGUUGGAGCUCAAGAAGAGCCAGCGUAAAGACUACUACAAGAUUCUCGAUGUUCCUAAAGAUGCCGAUGAGACCACUAUCAAGAAGGCUUAUCGCAAGCUCGCCAUCAGACAUCACCCGGACAAAAACCCUAAUGAUGACGAGGCCGCCGAACGUUUCAAGGAUAUUGGUGAAGCUUACGAAACCUUGAGCGACCCUCAAAAGCGUGCUCGCUAUGACAGCGGAGACGAUCUCAUUGACCCUGCCGACAUGUUUGGUGGUGGCAUGGGUGGCGGUAUGGCCGGUGGCAUCGAUCCAGAGAUUCUCUUCAGCAUGAUGAACGGCGGUGCUUCCUUCGGUGGCGCUCAAGGCUUCGGUGGCGGUGGUUACGGUGGUCGCACGCGCUCUCAGGGUUUCCCCAGUGGUUUCCACUUCGGUUGA
Molecule: messenger RNA, 2037 nt
Organism: Daldinia caldariorum
Lineage: Eukaryota; Fungi; Ascomycota; Sordariomycetes; Xylariales; Hypoxylaceae
Exons: 3
Coding region: 1-2037 (678 amino acids)
Molecular function (GO): protein binding
Source: RefSeq, a predicted model, not a curated record